AUGGGAGAGAGUGUAAGCAUCGAGGCAUAUAGGGUAGACUGUAUAUCUCAAAUUAGGAAUGAACAUGUAGAGUUGAGAAAGAUGGAUUAUUCACAUGUAAAGGGUCUGUGGUUUUCAGAUGUUUGCAAGGAUAAGGAAGUUUUAGAUAUUGAAGUUUUGAUUGGAGCAGAUUAUCAUUGGUGGUUUCAGGAAGACAAUGUUGUUCGGGGACAGGUAGAUGAACCAGUUGCUGUGUCUACUAAGUUAGGUUGGGUGUUGUCCGGCCCCAUGAGAGCAAGAAAUGAUUUGGAUAACAUGCACACUCAAGUAAACUUCAUUGCACAUGAAAGUUCAGAAAAUUUAUGUUUAGAUAAGAAUGUCAACCGUUUGUGGGAUUUUGAAACUUUAGGAAUAGCAGAAGAAGAUGAAGUUCAUGAAUCGUUAAGACAUUCUAUUGGGUUUAAUGAUAACAGAUACAGUGUCAAAUUGCCUUGGAAAGAAGGACAUAUUUUAGACUAUACAAAUUACAACAUAGGUUUGAGAAGAUUCAAGGGUCAGUUAGUACGGCUGAAAAGGGAACCAGAAAUUUUAGAAGAGUAUGAUAAGACAAUCAAAGAUCAAUCGAGGAAGGGUAUUAUAGAACCAGUGAUAGAACUAGAGAAAGCUGAUAAAAUACAUUAUUUACCACAUCAUGCGGUUAUUUGCAGGGAAGCGAAAACAACUAAGGUAAGAGUUGUUUAUGAUGCGUUGUGUAAAUAG
Molecule: messenger RNA, 738 nt
Organism: Xenia sp. Carnegie-2017
Lineage: Eukaryota; Metazoa; Cnidaria; Anthozoa; Malacalcyonacea; Xeniidae
Exons: 1
Coding region: 1-738 (245 amino acids)
Source: RefSeq, a predicted model, not a curated record